Molecule: messenger RNA, 1227 nt
Organism: Coregonus clupeaformis (lake whitefish)
Lineage: Eukaryota; Metazoa; Chordata; Actinopteri; Salmoniformes; Salmonidae
Exons: 14
Coding region: 421-1227 (268 amino acids)
Source: RefSeq, a predicted model, not a curated record
CUUUAGGUGUCCACAGUGUAAAGGGGAUUUUUGUUAUUUUUCAGCUCUGAAUUUGCAGCCCCCUGCACUGACCGCAAAAGACCUGAACUGCAGUUCUGCGGAUGGCAUUUAAGCAGGCGUCUUUUGCCUAUUUUUUUCACUAGUUGAUUUAUUUGCGGGAAGGUUAGAAAUGUCUACGUCGGUUUAUAACAAUGGAUUAGAACGCCAAUAGCAUAAUAUUCCGUCCGCGAUAUGUGAAUGUAGCCUAGUGGAGCUAUAAUGGGUCGGUGAGGUUUCAGUGCAGACCGUCUGGGGACAUAAGUCCCUAGAAUGUCCAAGUGGGACAGGGACCUUUUAAUUGAUAUUUAGGGGGAAGAGUAGGAGGACCGUGGGCGGCCGCUUAGGCUACAAGACCGCUGUAGUCCUACAAAAGUGAAAGUAAUGUCAAAAUGCGCACUUGUACGACGUCCAGAGCAGACACAAAAAGGCAACAUGACAAGUGGCUUGGCAUGGAUCAUCAGAGCCUGUCUGUUUCAGGUGUGCCUGUGGAGAGCCUGUCUGUGUGAAGAGCCUGACUGCAUGUAUAACGAAUAUUUGACAGAAAUGGUGGAAAGUCUGCCAAAGGACUAUUUGUUCAAAGUGAACAAAAGUGAGGAAACGGUUGAAAGAGUUGAAAAAGCCCUUAGCAGGUUCUAUGGGGAGAACUGUAAGAAGGACUUCAAAUGCGAAGAUUACAACAAUUACAAUUCUGCAGUGUGUUACUUACUGGGAUGUCUGGAUGGGAAGGAACCUAAGUGUGUCUCUAAUGUCACAUACAGUCUAGGUGAGGUGGAGUUGAUCAGUUUGAAAGGCUUCACGUGUCUGGUUAAAGAUGCGUUCAAUCACAAUUCAUUACAAGAUAAAGCAUGUGAUGCUGUUUUUGUUGAUGCAAUGAGAUGCCAAAAAGCAACUACACUUGAUUCACAAGAGAAGCGAUUACAAAAUACAAAAACUACAACAAUAUAUACAACCAAGUUACACACCAUAAAUUACAAAACAUCAUCGAUCCCACCCAAAACGUCAACAUCAACAGUAACAACAACAACACAACCACCAUCAUCAUCAUUAACAUCGUCAACAAUAUCAAACAGCGAUUCACAAGAGAAGCGAUUACAAAAUACAAAAACUACAACAAUAUAUACAACCAAGUUACACACCAUAAAUUACAAAACAUCAUCGAUCCCACCCAAACGUCAACAUCAACAGUAA